Molecule: messenger RNA, 549 nt
Organism: Artibeus jamaicensis (Jamaican fruit-eating bat)
Lineage: Eukaryota; Metazoa; Chordata; Mammalia; Chiroptera; Phyllostomidae
Product: cytochrome c oxidase assembly protein COX20, mitochondrial
Exons: 4
Coding region: 63-416 (117 amino acids)
Biological process (GO): mitochondrial respiratory chain complex IV assembly
Cellular component (GO): mitochondrion; mitochondrial inner membrane
Source: RefSeq, a predicted model, not a curated record
GGCUGGGCGGGGCUUCCGCUGGCCGAGGCCCGGGGCGGGGCUGGAGCUGCGGACUCGUUCCCAUGGCCGCUGCCCCGGGGCCCGGCGAGCCGGAGAAGGGGAAGCCCUUCAAGCUCCUGGGAAUUUUGGAUGUUGAGAACACUCCCUGUGCACGGGACUCGAUAUUAUAUGGCUCGUUAGGGUCUGUUGUGGCUGGCCUUGGACAUUUCUUGUUAACUAGUAGAAUUAAAAGAUCGUGUGACGUUGGAGCGGGAGGAUUUGUCGUGGUGACUCUAGGAUGCUGGUUCCAUUGUAGGUAUAAUUAUGCAAAGCAAAGGAUCCAGGAAAGAAUUGCCAGAGAAGGAAUUAAAAAUAAGAUUUUAUAUGAAAGUACCCACCUUGAUCCUGAAAGAAAACAGAGCAACAGCAGCAACUGAACGGGGUCGAACGGAGACCCCAGUACAGCUCACCGCCGUCAGUGUGAGCAAGGCCGGGCUCAGCUGGGUCAACCACCGCAUGUACCAUACGGAGGCUCUCCAUCAAGUAAAUAAAGCAUGUGUUUAAGUUGCA